This is a messenger RNA of Cyclopterus lumpus (lumpfish), 1133 nucleotides long. RefSeq names its product leucine zipper and CTNNBIP1 domain containing (gene lzic). NCBI's taxonomy places the organism in Eukaryota, Metazoa, Chordata, Actinopteri, Perciformes, Cyclopteridae. The record is from RefSeq and is a predicted model, not a curated record. Gene Ontology annotation, molecular function: beta-catenin binding. The transcript has 7 exons. The coding region runs from base 234 to 803 and encodes 189 amino acids.
AGAAAAACCGCACCCACACGCCUGCGCUACGUUCACGAUCACAAACACAGGUCCACGAACGCCUCGACAAACAUCACAUAUGGUGGGACCGGUCUUGUUAGCGGCAUUUUAUGAUACGGCUAGAUUUACAGUUUGUUCGUCAAGCUGGUGCAAAUAUUUAACUCAUCGCACAACUGGUUCACAACUGUAAACAAAGAGUCCCGGGCCGGUUGCAAACUAGAUUGGAACUAAGCAUGGCCUCUCGAGGGAAAUCAGAAACUGGGAAAUUGAGGCAAAAUAUGGAAGGGCAACUUGACAGACUGAUGCAGCAGCUUCAGGAUCUGGAGGAAUGCAGAGAGGAUCUGGACGAGGAAGAGUAUGAGGAGACAAAAAAAGAAACCCUGGAACAGUUGAGUGAAUUCAACGACUCCCUGAAGAAGAUCAUGACGGGAGACAUGACCCUUGUGGAUGAGCUCAGUGGAAUGCAGCUGGCAACCCAGGCAGCCAUCAGUCAAGCUUUCAAAACGCCAGAGGUGAUCCGACUGUUUGCUAAGAAGCAGCCGGAACAGCUGAGAACCAGACUAGCAGAGAUGGACCGAGAUGUGAUCGUGGGGAAACUGUCGCGGGACGUGUACACGCAGCAGAAAAUGGAAAUCCUCACAGCCCUGAGGAAACUGGGAGAGAAGCUCACUUCAGAGGACGAGACAUUUCUCACUGAAAAUGCCACAGCUACUCUGAGCCAGUUUGAAAAAGUGACUGCAAACCUAGGCUCCGAAGACAAAAUUCUGGCUUUAGCUAGCUCUGGUGUGAAAACCAAGGCAUAGCAAUUCUACUAAAUGUUGACUCUGUGUCUUUAAUACUACCAAGAAAGAAAUGUGCCAAUUGAUCAUUGCUUUUGUAAAUAAUCGGUGCACUUCUAGGUGUUGCUGUAGAUGCCAACACCUGUAUUUUUUUUUUUUUAUAGCUCUCAGUUUUUGCAAAUGUCCUUUUAUUUAUCCAGUGGCUUGUGAAAUUGUAUUAUAGGUAGAAGCAUGUGAUUUUCGCAAUAUGAAGACAUGGACAUGAAUGUAAAAGUGCUGUAUUUCUGAUUGGGUUGCUGUAAAACCUGACAAUUCAACAUUGUUGUUAUAAUAUAUAAAAAUAUUGAAUUUCAA